CGGCUCUGGGGUUCCGUGUGGAAAGGAGUGCGAGGGGGUUCGGGUGCAAAGUUUAGUUUCAAACCGUCUGCAAAGAACGGCGGUGCCGCUGCCUGCUGAUCCUCAUUCGAACGCGGCGGCAGACGGAGGCGGCGGCCGAGGAGAGCGGAAGCAAAGAAGCCGAGGCGUCGACAGCCUGAAGCGGCCGAGGCGCAGUCGAAGAGCCGCCGGCUGCCGCUCCAUCACCUCCCUCGGCUACAGCGGCGGCUUCCUGGGCGCCGCCUGGUUCCUGCCGGGUCUCCUCCGUCUCGGCUGAGGAUGGGCGCGGAGCCUCCGGUCCGGCGCCGGUAUGGGUGCCGCCGGGCGCGCCUGAUGUGCAUGCUGGCGCUGACCUUCCUGUUCUUCGUGGUGGAGGUGGCGGUGAGCCGGCUGACGGACUCGCUGGCCAUGCUGUCGGACUCCUUCCACAUGCUGUCGGACGUGAUGGCGCUGGUGGUAGCGCUGGUGGCCGUGCGCUUCGCGGAGCGCACCCGCGCCACCAAGAAGAACACCUUCGGCUGGGUGCGCGCCGAGGUGAUGGGCGCGCUGGUCAACGCCGUCUUCCUGACGGCGCUCUGCUUCACCAUCCUGCUCGAGGCCGUCGAGCGCUUUACCGAGCCCAACGAGAUCAGCCAGCCCUGGGUGGUCAUCGGCGUCGGCGCCGCAGGGCUCCUCGUCAACGUCCUGGGGCUCUGCCUCUUCCACCAGCACGGCGGUGGCGGAGGCGGCCACGGGCAUUCGCACGGGGGACGAGGAGGGGGCCAACGAGGCCGGAGCAAGGCAGAGCAGCCUCUCGGAGACCGGCAGAAAGAGGAGGAGACCAACACCCUGGUGGACAAUUUCGGCAGCUUCAAUGGAGUCAGCCUGGAGAAGCUAGGUGAUGGGGCAAAAGAGAAUCAAAUGGAACUUCAGCCAAAUGGGAAUAUUGAUAAUGACACCUCUCUGGACAUAGAAGCGGACGAAGAUACUAGUGGUCAACUCAAUAUGCGUGGAGUUUUUCUUCAUGUUCUUGGAGAUGCCCUGGGCUCAGUUAUUGUUGUGGUGAAUGCUUUAAUAUUUUACGCUUACUGGACUCCUUGCCCUAAGGAUGGGCCUUGUAUUAACCCAUGUAUCACUGACGAAUGUGCAGAAAACAUUACUCAGUUGUCUAGUAGACUGAAUGAAACUCAGAUAUGGAACAUUCCUGUAGCUGGUCCCUGCUGGGUUCUAUACUUAGAUCCUGCAUUGUGUCUCAUAAUGGUUUGCAUUCUGCUCUAUACAACUUACCCACUUCUUAAAGAAUCCGCCCUUAUCCUUUUGCAAACUGUUCCGAAACAAAUUGAUAUUCGUUCUUUAGAUGCGAAACUCCGCAAACUGGAAGAAGUUGAAGCUGUCCAUGACUUGCAUGUUUGGCAGCUGGCAGGAAGCAAGAUCAUUGGCACUGCUCACAUUAAAUUUAAGGACCCAGAAACGUACCUGAAAGUUGCAAAGGAUAUUAAAGAGGUAUUUCAUAAUGAAGGGAUACACGCAACAACCAUACAGCCUGAGUUUACUAUUGGAGAGGCUGUAACCAAAUGUGAACUUCCCUGCAGAACCCAGUGUGCUCCGAAGCAGUGUUGUGGAACUACGGAAAAGACUACUGCAAAGAAGACCGACAAGUCCCCUUCCGUUUCUAUUUCUUUCUCUGAAAUAGCCACUGACUCUUCACAACACAAAACCAGGAGGACUAAAUCAGAGUGUUUGUCUGCUGUAAAGCUUGGGGAAGAUCCUAACAAACAGUUUGAAUCGUCUUUGUAAUUCCCAAAGUUGUGCUGAGUGAAGUCUGGAUUCAACCACAGGUUGAUUUUGAGAAGACUACCAUUAAAGAGACAAGUUGCAAAGUAUUGUAAUUGUUGAAGUCCCUGUUCUGGUCACAAUACUUAAAUCUAGGCUGCCUGUUUGAAAGGAUAUAAUUGUGCCGUCCCAACACAAUAUGUGCUUGUGUUAACUUUUAGUUGAAUUGCACCGAAAAGUUUACCGAUGCUUCAACAACUCUGGAGAACCAGUAUCAACAUUUCUGCCAAGAUGCUGCUUUUUUUUUUUGAUUAAAAAUUAAAAUUGAGUUCUUCAGCAACCCAUUUCUCCAUUUGGAAAUCAGUAUGUGUUAGAGAAAUCCAGGAAGAAGCCUUUCUGCUUAUUGUGUGUGUGAAUGUGAAUGUUUUACAAACCAUAAAGAAAGGAAGCCAAAGUUGGCAGAAUUAUUUUUUUAAGGUAGACUAUUUGAGGAAUUUCCCCCCUUAUAUAUGAAAAAGUGAACCCUAUUUCAUGUAGGUUAUACUCCAUAGUAUUAGUAGUAGCAUCUUAAAACAUAUCUAGUACUGGUUGAUUAAAAAAACAAACCCUGUUUUUGUGUUGUACUGGGGGCCUAAUGAAAAAUGGCUGCUUUGAAAAUAGGAUUUGUAAAAGAUAUGCAUAUCCACAUGACUGUAAGGAUAACUUUUAAUACAGAAAUUUACCAGUCCUUUUAAAGGCAUCUCAGUUUGUGCAUUCCCCAGUUGUAUAGGUUUAAGAAUUUUUUAAGAACACCUUUCUUUCAAGAAAAUUUAUGCCAGAACUAGAAACAACUGAUAUUUGUCAUUGCAGUGUCAUCUAUGGCUUGCCGAAAUGGAAGGGUUAAUAUUGUCUGGAUUACAUCUAGUUUUGAGUUAAAAUAAUGUUUUUUACUUUUUUAAAAAAACCACAGAAUUUAGCAGUUUAUAAACAUUAAUAUGUUCUCAUUUGAUGUAUUUCAUGAUGAGCCAUUUUACCCAGUGUGCAGCUGAAAUGCAUUAUUUUUAACACGAUACAGGCAGCUGCUUCAUGAAGCAACUGCUGCUUCAAAUCAAUCAAUCUCAACCUGGUGCCUUCUAGAUGUUUUGAACUGCAACUCCCCUCUGCUCCAACAUGGCAGUGGCCCAGGGGUGAUGAGUUUUAGUCCUAAACCACCAGGAGGGUAUCAGGUUGAAGAAGGAUGUGGCACACCUUGGCUAAUUGUGACAUGAGUGAGCUUUUAGAUCCAGCAGUAAAGAAACCAGAAGCUUUCACAUUCACUUUUGAUCAAUUGCAGCUGUUCAGUUCAUCCAAACAACAUAAUAAUUAAAUAAGAUUUGGUUGAAACAAAUCAACUUCAAACUAUGGGUUAUGAAGCAGGCUUGUUUCAACAAACCAUAGUUUAUCAACCGUUUAGGUUUUGGAUAUAAUGGUGAAUUAUGCUCAAUUGCAGCUAAUAAAACAAAAACAAAACCGGAAGUGAAAGCUUCUGACCUCCUUGUGGCCAUACAGAGGAGCAGCAGGAGCUUGAGACUUUUGGGGCCUUCUUCCUAUCAAUAAACCAUGGUUUAUUGUGACAUUUGAACUCCUCCACCAGUCAAUUCUCAUAACCUGGAACACAUUUUGUGUAGUGAAGGCAUGUGUUGGAGUAAAUUCUAGCCUACUUCAAACUUUUAUGCUCUUUGGUUAUGAGGAGCAGUUACUGCUACCUGUUCAGAAAUGGAAUUGCUGCACAAAUUUUUGGAUUGCAGUUAAGCCACUUGGCUAAUCCUCUUAAAAUCGCCACCUUAGUUCUAUUGAAGUUGCAGAGGCUAAUCUUAUGUUGAAUGCAAGGAUGCUAGCUAAUAGAUUUCUGGAUCUCAACUAGCCUUUACCUGUUCUUGAUCAAUUAAAAAUAGAGCUGAUUCUUAAAUCAGAGGUGGCAUUAAGGCUGACUAUUUCUAAAGCAUUUUUAAGAGCCCUUAUUGGAAGUCUUUAUGGGAUUGCAAAAUUUCCUUACAUAUUUUAGUUAUUCCAACAGAUGAUUUACAAGAAGAAAAGAGGACAGUUGAGGUCUUCCUUAUGCAUUGCUACUUUACCUCUUUGAUAAGUGGAGGUGGGGUGGGUCAGUGUAAUUUGCAUUGUUUAAAUGCAGGCUCUUUUAUUAUAUGGCUAUUUAGGUUUAUUCUCCAACUUAAAAAAUUGUAAGUCACCAAUUUGUUAUUCUUGGCAUGGAAUCACAAACAAAGCAAGUGAUCAGUGGCUUCCACUCUGCACCCCCUACUCAGCAGUGUUGCAGUCAAACCUCAUUUUUUCCAGAAAAAAAAUAUUCUGUUAACGAGCUGUAAAGUGUUGGAAAGAUGUAUUUGUAAAAUGAUCAAAUGCAUCUACCUUUGCCUUCUGGGCUCUUUGUUAUAAAGGCCACUUUUUAGUUAAUACUCCCAAGUUUGUCCCCCACAUAUUAUUGCACGCAUGUAAAAACUGCUGUACAUUUCUCAUGGAGCUGUAUUUUAAUAAGAUUUUUUCAGCUGCUUUUCUUUCACGUUGACAUGGCUAGAUUGGUAUAGCUGGGAAUGGGCAGGCAUAUAUUGAUGGACAGGCAGAAAAACUACAAUAAUAUUGUAAAUUCUGGGUCUUGAAGCCAAGGUUUCCUAUCUUUUUAGUGCUAGAAGUAUGAGCUUGCUCACUCUCUGUCUCCCACUCCCUCCCCUCCCUCUUUUAAAAAUGUGUCUGGCCUAUAUCCCACAUAGUAAACAUUCUAGUUCAAGAGAGUCUCACUUUUAACCUCAUCUGUCCCCUGAUGGGCCAUUUUUUUAAAAUCUGGGUUAGUAUACUUUGCAAUAUGGUAAUAGCUUUUUUCAAAGACUGCUGCGUCUCUCUAAAGCACGAACUUUGACUCUCAUAUUGAGUUUGCACUGCAGUGGUAAGGGAGAAAAGCAGCUAAUUGUGUACCAGGUGUGGUCCUGAUUAUUACUAUUACUAUUAUUAUUAUUAUGCAAUAGCUUGGCUUUUACAACAGAAUAUGUUGUGUUCAUCUCUGCUUUUGCAGGUAAGGUUUCCGGUAUGUCAGCUGUCUUAGGUACAUUUGGAAGAAAAUGGAACAGCUGGAGUACCUCCAAACUACAGGAGGCAAUUUUUUGUACUUGAUUGCAUAUGAAAAUAUUGAAGCCAGUUUUGCAAAUUCUUGUAUAAGGUAGUAUUUUUCUCCUCAAUGCUAGUGGUGUUAAGGCUGUUCCAUGUAGAUAAAAGUAAUUAACACACACUGCUCAGGACGUGCAUUUGUGGUGAAGUGGCUAUGCAAGUUUAUUCUGCUGAAGUUUUGCAGCGAAAACUAAGCAUAGCAUAGCAUAUUGUAAUGAACAGAGUGCUAAGCCACCUCUCAUUACAUGUUUCAUUGUGAAAACACACUGUUGUAUUCACUGCCUGUUAAUAUAUGAAGCUGCUCAAAGAGAUUUGAAAUGAUUGAACACUUAGGGUCUGUUUGCUGCAUCACAAAAAUAUUUGUAGAACCAGCCUCUAAUACAAAGGGUGGUAUUCAGCCUUUUACUCAAGAGCAGCCCUGUGGAAAUUAAAGGACAUAACUUAGUAAUGCCCACUAAUUUCAGUGGGACUAUUCUGAGCAAAACGUCGUUGAAUACUACCCAAAUAAAUUACCUUUACGAAACAAAAUUGAGUGUUUAACAGUGGCACCUAAAGUUCUGGAGAAUGUUUCAAAACCACUUAAAGUGCUGGAAGCAAGUAGUGCUGAAGAUGUCUUUGUUAUGUUAUAAAAUCUGCUUUCCCCCUCUCUCCCAGCCUCUGAGCACCUCUAACUCUUGCUGUAUGCAGAUGAAGUUUCUGUUCAGAGUCUCAUUUAAGAGCACUGAGAGCAGCUCUGGCACUGACUCCACUGAGAUAAUGGGAAACUAUUUAGACUAGAAUGCACUUUCUGACUUUUCUCAUUGAUGGGGCGGGGAACUACCUUUAACACUGCAUCCUCUGCUUUUUGACUUUUUAAGUUUCUCGUGAAAGGAGUAUUAUGUAUUUAAGGGUAUUAAGUACAAUAUUUAAAUAUGCUGCUUUAAUUUCAUAACAGCAUCGAUGUAGCCUUCUGGGACUCUGGCUUAUGUUUACAAAACAAUGAUUGAAUAUUACAGUAAAUAUUCUAUUUUGGUUCUAUCUUGCACCAUUGCUUCACCUCUUGGUGGACUGAAAGGUACUAUAAUGCUUCAUGUGCCUGAAAUAAGAACAUAUUUGACAGACUUUUUUCUUUUGUAAGCCAAAUGCAGCCUUACUUAUAACAGGAGCUUUCAUACCUCUGUGAUCCUGGGUUUGUCAUUAAAAUGCCUGUGUGAAGAACACUUCCAUGUCUUACAAAUGUGUGAGUCUGAUUUCCCCCCCUCCCCCACUUGCGCUCUCUCUGUGUUAAGUGUUCUUGAGCUUAGUCUCCAAACCCUUAUGCUCAGUGGUAGCUAGAGGGGCAUCUCUUAAAUUCUAUGGGUCAUAUUUGAAACCAAUGCUUCGGAGACAUAAUUGGCAUAUCUGUAUCUCGUGACAUCAUGCCAGUGACAACGGGCUUCUGCUAAACCAGUUAUGACUGUGUUUCCUUGCAUAAAACCUGAAAACUGAAAAGGAAAUAAAUGUUGCUGUAUAAAACAUGAAA
Messenger RNA from Zootoca vivipara (common lizard), 6406 nucleotides. RefSeq names its product solute carrier family 30 member 1 (gene SLC30A1). Gene Ontology annotation, cellular component: membrane; Golgi apparatus; endoplasmic reticulum. The record is from RefSeq and is a predicted model, not a curated record. Gene Ontology annotation, molecular function: zinc ion transmembrane transporter activity; calcium channel inhibitor activity. NCBI's taxonomy places the organism in Eukaryota, Metazoa, Chordata, Lepidosauria, Squamata, Lacertidae. Gene Ontology annotation, biological process: zinc ion transmembrane transport; detoxification of zinc ion; intracellular zinc ion homeostasis.